GUUACGUGUGAGGCUCAGGAACAUAACGUGUUGCACUGUGCUGUAAUAAUGGAACGACAAAAGUUUGUUCGACUAGAAGUUUUUGCCAUGUUGGCGCUGGCGGCCCUUCCAGAUCUCGCCUGCUGCCAACUGGUUGCCCCCAUAGUCAGUUGUGCGGCCGAGGGCCGCCUGCCCGACCCAACGGACUGCGGCUACUACGUGGACUGCACAAAGAACAGCGACGGCACCUACACGUCGACCAUCAACCCGUGCCCCGCCGGCACCUACUACGAUUCCUGCCAGGGCGACUGCAGCAAAACUCAGCAACCAUCCGUCUGUUCCUUUACCUGUGAUAAUGAUGGCAUUGCCGGGUUUCCACCUGAAAAUCCGUCCGUGUACUUUGUGUGUAACACCGUUGGUAGUGUACCGACCUUAACUAUUGCUAAGUGUCCUAGUGGCACUGCAAUCGGUGCUGACAUGACCACUUGCAUAGGUAUUGCCCCCGACUGUCCAGUCAAUAAUGAGUCGCCUGGGCCCUCCACAUGCAACGGAACUUAUUAUUACGGACAUGCUAAUAACUGUUCCGUUUACUACUACUGCAGUGGCCCAGGUGAGUCACCAGAGCCGACGUACUGCAACGCUGACGAAUACUUCAUUAGUUACAACCACAGCUGCACUAAGUUUCAGUGCACGUCGCAGGGUUUUUUUGCAGAUCCAGCCGAUUGUGCCUCGUUCUAUUACUGCGUUAGCGAUGCUUCGGAAGCGACGCAGCUUACGUGUCCCAGUGAUAGUCAUUUCGACAGCUCGGUUGGAGGGUGUGUGCAGGGAGAGUGCACCACAGUCUGCCCCGGAAGCAGCUCGCACUUCACGUGCCCGUCCAUCGGCUUUUUCGCAGAUCCGUUGAACUGCAACUGGUACUACUACUGCGACAGCACCCUGCAAGCAUCGCACAGCAAGUGUCCAGACGGAAGUCACUUCGAGAGCACCGUGGGUAGCUGCUUGAUGGGCGAGUGUCCUAGCAGGCUGGUCGGUAGGGACUGGGAAGUUGGAGUGCGACCUCUGAGCUCUGUUUCUAGCCUACCAUUACGACGUGAGGAAACCCAGAUUCCAUUCUGGAAUUCUCGCAAGGAGACAUUGCAGAUGCCAAGUCCAUAGACAUUACGUAGUGCCUGCAGGAUAGUUCUCAUUACAAAUGGAGUAACAAUAGUUUUUGUGACAGCUACUUAAGAUGUUACCAUUACGAUAUGUUUGUCAAAUUUAUCGCACUGGAGCAACCAAAUCACCCUGUGCUCUAUUUCUCAAGCCAGGCUUCUUCUGAAGAUCCCAUUUACAAGCUGGCCUUUCUAAUGUAUGUAUAAGUUCAUAUUAAUUACCAUUAAUUUUUAUUUGCCACAUCUAUACUCUCUGUUACCUCCGCACGUCCUUUCAUUGCCACUACUAGUAGUUCAGUAUCGAUAACACUCUAGUGAUGAAGUUGUUGAUACCUACACAUUGGUAGUCACAUAUGUAACAGUGCUCUGAAUUACAAACAAGACGAAGGCUGUGUUUUCUUGUAACGAUGUGCUUUUCUGUAAAUCAAUAAAAGCUAAUUUAUCUGAA
Molecule: messenger RNA, 1578 nt
Organism: Schistocerca gregaria
Lineage: Eukaryota; Metazoa; Arthropoda; Insecta; Orthoptera; Acrididae
Exons: 2
Coding region: 49-1134 (361 amino acids)
Cellular component (GO): extracellular region
Molecular function (GO): chitin binding
Source: RefSeq, a predicted model, not a curated record